UGGCCUGUGUAAUGUGUAUUUAGAAUCUAUAAUCUGUGUGUGUAUUUGAGUUGAGUAAAAAGAUGAAAAAAAAUCAAAGUUCAAACUAAAGUUGUUUGGUUGUUGUACAUAUUUAUUUAUAGAGCUUAGGUUUUACAUUUCAUGUUUACCCGGCAAUUUUGCCAAGUCACGCGCUAUUUGUAUAAUAUAUUUUAACAUAAGUCUAAUAUGAAUUUAGUUGUUAAGACUGUCCUAACAAGUCGGACAUUUAGGUUAUGUGAAAGAGUUCCAUAUAAAUAUUUACAAGUUCCAAUAACCUCGGCAUGUCCGAAUAUACAGCGUCGGAGUUACUGCGAAGACAGGACGGAUACCAGAAGACUUCCACAGCUAAUGGAGUUUCCCCCAAUCAUAUGGCCUUCAGUUUUAAAAUUUAUUAAAAAUUGGAUGUUUGCUAAUUUCAUUAUUCGGCCCUAUUUCGACAACGAAUUCAGUUUAAACGAAUUCAUUGAAGCUUCGAAAUAUGCUGUACAGGUUGUUUCAGAAUGCCUUGAAAAGAGUGAUUUUAAAGCCCUAGAAGGCCUCGUAGAAAAGGAUGCUAUCUCAACUUUGAAGACUGCUGUCUCCAAACUAUCUGUUUCCCAGAGACAAAUGCUAUCUAUCUCCAAGGAUGAUAUAUUCUAUGCUUUUCCUUAUCAGGUAGGAGUUAUGUUUGAUGAGUCUGACAAGCGAUGGGUUGAGAUAACAAUGUGCUACCAUGUGCUGAGAGGACUCAAACAGAUGCAGGAGACUGGGGACCUACCACCAAUUUCAUUAGGAGUGCAGCCUGAAUACCAAGACAAAAUAUUUAUUCUCAACUAUAGAUUUAUAAGAGAAUUCACAAAAGGUGUGGAGGACAGUUGGUGGGUCAACAUCGCCAACCAUUUCCAACCACACGCACUGAAGAAAUCGUUUUAAGAUAAUGUUAUUAGUAAUAUCAUAGGUGAACAAAUAUGUGAAAUGUAAUUAAACACGAUUAUUGUUUG
Molecule: messenger RNA, 1001 nt
Organism: Bicyclus anynana (squinting bush brown)
Lineage: Eukaryota; Metazoa; Arthropoda; Insecta; Lepidoptera; Nymphalidae
Product: m-AAA protease-interacting protein 1, mitochondrial
Exons: 4
Coding region: 208-933 (241 amino acids)
Biological process (GO): inner mitochondrial membrane organization; protein insertion into mitochondrial inner membrane from matrix
Cellular component (GO): mitochondrial inner membrane
Molecular function (GO): ribosome binding
Source: RefSeq, a predicted model, not a curated record